AUGAAAAAUAAUGAAUAAAUUAGCCUAGAAAUUGUUGCAUUCAAAGAAAGUCCAGAAAAUGAAGUUGUUUUUGAAAUAGAAUAUCAAUAAACAUAAUCCUAAACUUAGUUAGAUCAGAUUUUGGAAGAGUAAAGGUUUAAUGAUAAGUUGAAAGAAUGUGAAUAAAAACGAAUAGAGAAAUUGUAGAGGUAUUUGAUUAAUAAUUUAUAAAUAAUAAUUUUAGAAUACCUAAAGAAUUUUAGGAUAGUUUACCUACAAUUAGUGAAAGUGCUGACAUUUCAAACACAUAAUUAUAUAUAACGCAUAAUGUUUAAGAUGAUAUUGAAUAAUCUAAUUAUUUAAUUUAGAAUGAUAAUCUAACAUCCAAAAAACUAAAAUAGAAAACUUAAGAUUAAGCAAAAUAUGACAAAUAACUUAUGUAUUAUUCUAGCAUUAAUAUCUCUCAAUAUUAUAUUGAUAAAUCAAUUGAUUGUUAAUGGAAACUAUUAUUUACAUAUUAUAUAAUAAUUAUUGGAGCUAAUAUAAUUUUAAAUUUGAUUGAACUAAUUAGAUAUCAAUAAAGUUUUUGUAGAUUAAAAGGAUUGGAUCACUCACUCAUUUACAUUAAUUAAAUAGUAUAUAUGGCAUGCAAAAUUGGAAUCUUAAAUAUAAUCUAUUAAGAAUUCACUAAUACUUUACCUAUCAAGGUUAAGGUUCCAUUAUUAAAUCAAGUUAUGUUUAGUUGCAUAUUUCCAAUAUUAUCUAUGCCACUUUAUAUCUUUGAUUUUGUGCAAUGUCAAUAUAGAAUCAAGAUUUUUACACUCGAUUAAAGUCUGAAACUCUUAAACUUAAUUGAUUGUCUAAUCAUAUCCCUAUUAUUUUUAAUAAUACUGAUUUAAUCUUGUUGUAUGAUUUAGAUUUCAAGUUAAGUCUUUUAAAGAAUUAUGUAAGAAGUAUAAUUUUUAUAUAGGAAAUACAUGAAAAUAGGAUAUUAUAUUUUAUUGAUUAUAGUACAUUGUAUUUCAAUAAUUAUGGUCAUAGGAUAAUCAUUUGAUAAUAUUAUGCCAGCAAUGAUAAUGGAGAAUUAUUAUUUCAUAUUUUCUCUAAUUUUGAUGUGCUAUUUGUCCAUUUAAAAAUAUCUUUUUAAUAAAAUACCAUUCAAACAGAAUAAUUAAGAAAAUAGUUGA
Messenger RNA from Paramecium pentaurelia, 1166 nucleotides. NCBI's taxonomy places the organism in Eukaryota, Ciliophora, Oligohymenophorea, Peniculida, Parameciidae. The record is from the annotation of a GenBank genome assembly.